This is a messenger RNA of Erigeron canadensis, 945 nucleotides long. Its product is annotated as ras-related protein Rab2BV. Gene Ontology annotation, molecular function: GTPase activity; GTP binding. Gene Ontology annotation, cellular component: endosome. NCBI's taxonomy places the organism in Eukaryota, Viridiplantae, Streptophyta, Magnoliopsida, Asterales, Asteraceae. The transcript is spliced from 3 exons. The record is from RefSeq and is a predicted model, not a curated record. The coding region runs from base 110 to 763 and encodes 217 amino acids.
AUGAACAUUCCCUGUUUCAAACUUGUUUCUCCAUUCUUUCUUUCAAAACCCCAAUUCCCAAUUCAACUUCAAAAAAGUUUCUUCUCAAGGUUAGGAUUGUGAGAGAAGGAUGGCAAAUAGAGUAGAUAAUGAAUAUGAUUAUUUAUUCAAGAUAGUGUUGAUUGGGGAUUCAGGUGUUGGCAAAUCAAAUAUACUUUCAAGAUUUACAAGGAAUGAAUUCUGUUUGGAAUCCAAAUCUACUAUUGGUGUUGAGUUUGCUACUAGAACCCUUCAGGUUGAUGGAAAGACAGUUAAGGCUCAAAUUUGGGACACAGCAGGACAAGAGAGGUAUAGAGCCAUAACAAGUGCAUACUAUAGAGGUGCAGUCGGGGCCCUUCUUGUGUACGACAUAACCAAAAGUCAAACCUUUGACAAUGUCAAUAGGUGGCUGCGUGAGCUGAGAGACCACGCAGACUCCAAUAUUGUCAUCAUGAUGGCUGGAAACAAAUCCGAUUUGAACCAUCUCAGAGCUGUCGCUGAGCAAGAUGGGCAAUCAUUGGCCGAAAAAGAAGGGCUUUCAUUUCUUGAAACAUCAGCACUUGAAGCAAAAAAUGUCGAGAAAGCAUUUCAAACUGUUUUAACAGAAAUAUAUCAUGUUAUAAGCAAGAAAGCAUUGGCAGCCCAAGAAGCAAAUGCUACUAAAAGUGCCUUACCUGGCCAAGGGACCACCAUUAACGUUGGAGAUACAUCUGUGAACACAAAGAAGGGUUGUUGUUCAACUUGAGUUGAAUGUUCUGAGGCCUAAAGAUUCGGUAAGAAGCGCAGGCUGCGUUUAUUUCAUCAUUCUUUUCUUUUUUGUUUGUAAUCGAGAAAUACUUUACCUUAACCUUGUAGAAUACCCGUCUUACUUGAGAACCAAUAUUGUUGUGAAAAUUGAAACAUGGUUUAGUAUAAUCUAUUGUAUUA